Messenger RNA from Cynocephalus volans (Philippine flying lemur), 349 nucleotides. It is a transcript of the gene ATP5ME, whose product is annotated as ATP synthase membrane subunit e. Gene Ontology annotation, molecular function: proton transmembrane transporter activity. Gene Ontology annotation, biological process: proton motive force-driven ATP synthesis. The record is from RefSeq and is a predicted model, not a curated record. Bases 68 to 283 code for a protein of 71 amino acids. Lineage: Eukaryota; Metazoa; Chordata; Mammalia; Dermoptera; Cynocephalidae. The transcript is spliced from 4 exons.
UUGCUUCCUUGGUUUUCCGUCCUCCUGGCUUCGGGGUUGUGCUUCCGGUGCGGAGGUCAGGGACAAGAUGGUGCCGCCGGUGCAGGUCUCUCCGCUCAUCAAGCUCGGCCGCUACUCCGCCCUGUUCCUCGGCGUGGCCUACGGAUCCGCGCGCUACCGCUACCUGAAACCGCGGGCCGAAGAGGAGAGAAGGGUAGCAGCAGAAGAGAAAAAGAGGCAGGACGAGCUGAAGCGGAUUGCCCGAGAACUGGCAGAAGCUCAAGAUGACAGCAUACUAAAGUGAGAGGCCCAUGUGAGCUGCGUUUCUCCAGAGCAGUAGAGGAUGAAUAAAGCUUUUUGUGUUGUGUGA